Effrenium voratum is the source of this 447-nucleotide messenger RNA. NCBI's taxonomy places the organism in Eukaryota, Dinophyceae, Suessiales, Symbiodiniaceae. The record is from the annotation of a GenBank genome assembly.
AUGCCGUCGAAGAAAAAUAAGAUUCCAAAGCAAUGCGAUGAUGCGCCUGAGAGGCCUCCGGCGCCAGAGAAAGAAGUCCCAGGUCCCAGCUCAGCAGAUGGGGAGCUGGAGGCUAUACUUUUCAGCCUCCUGGGCGAGCGUGGCAAGGAGGAGAAGAUGAAGUCAUUGAAGGGAGAGCCUACUGUUUUCGAGGACUUCCCGGACACCACCGCGCCGUCGGAAGACGACGUGUUGGCCUCUCAGGACUCAUACUCCUGGGGCGUCGAGAACCUUGUCACUGCGGAAGAGAUGGAAAAGGCGUACUCUUUGCCAGCGGCCACCUUGCAAUGGCCACAGGCCGCGCACUCCCCUUUUCCCGCAUACGACGCGCACUCUGACUACGACUAUCCGCAGGCCGGCUAUUUUGGCUGGCCGCAGUACCUGUCGCCGCAGGCGAGAAUUAAGUAA